CAAUAUCUCACUCUCAUCUUCUCAAAUGGCGACCUCUGUGGGGAACAACUUCAUGCCUCCGACUCUGAUCUCCAAUCUCCAGCAAGUUCUGAUCGCCAGAAAAAACGACACCGUAGAAUGCCAGUCCCACAAACCAACCGAAGCUGACGAGUCGAAAACGGAGAGCGAUUGCGCAAAGCCGGUGGUGUUGGUGACCAACGGGGAAGGCGUAGAGUCUCCCGGUCUCACAUUCCUCGUCGAAGCUCUCGUCCGUGAUGGUCGCUUCGACGUCUACUUGUGCGCUCCUCAAUCGGAUAGAUCGGUGUCCGGUCACUCGGUGACGAUCCGGGAAACGCUUUCUGCGUGUUCCGUUGAAUUCAGCGGUGCCACUGCUUAUGAAGUUUCUGGCAGUCCUGCUGAUUGUGUAUCUUUAGCUUUAUCUGGGGCAUUGUUUUCUUGGUCAAAGCCUGUUUUGGUCAUUAGUGGAGUAAACAAGGGAUCAAGUUGUGGUAACAACAUGUUCUACUCUGGGGCUGUUGCUGGAGCUAGGGAGGCAAUGAUUUGUGGUGUACCAUCUCUUUGCAUAUCAUUGAACUGGAAGAAGGAGGUGAGCUGUGAGAGUGAUUUGAAGGAUGCAGUCAUUGUUUGUUUGCCAUUAAUACAUGCGGCUGUGAGAGAUAUUGAGAAAGGAACUUUCCCUAAAAGUUUCUUGCUGAAUAUUGAGAUUCCCAGCUGUCCUUUGACAAACAAGGGCUUCAAGGUGACCAGGCAGAGUCUAUGGAGGUCCUCUCUAAGCUGGCAAGCUGUGUCAGCUAACAGGCAUCCCUCUGCUGGCCAUUUCAUGUCCAAUCAGCAAAGCCUUGGUAUGAAGCUGGCACAGCUCAGCCGAGAUGCCUCUGCUGCUGGUGCAGCACGUCGUUUGAACUCACAUCGGAAGAAUGUGGAGAUUGAAUCUGUUGGAGUAGCAGGAAAAUGCAAUUCCCAACAGACUCUGAAGAAAUACUUCCGUUUAGAGUUCGUAGAAAAGGAGCAGGAACAUGUGGAUGAGGAUCUAGAUUACAGAGCACUUGAAGAUGGAUUUGUUGCAAUUACUCCUAUGUCUUUAAAUCCAGCCAACUGGUUAGAGGGUCAAUCAAUGGUGUCAAACUGGCUUGCUGUUGCACUCGCAGAUGAACAAUAAAGCUUCCUAUGAAAGAAGGAAAAAAGGGAGCAAAGGAAGCUUCAUCUGCCUUAAGAGUAACGUGUAUAUGAGAGGACGCCCCACUCUUCUUAUAUCAAUGUCAAGCCAAUUCGUGGCAGGCAAUAUUUGAUUACAACUCAAACUAGAUGGUCCACACUGAUGUACACACGGCCUAUGGCCUUGUACAGAGGAUGUCUUUUCAGUUUUCAGCUCAACUAAUUUGGUGUGCUAUCGUGUUUCGCCAACCAAUGUUUUCGAGGUAGAGUUUGGGCCACGCGUCAAUGUUCAUUUACUGUCAUGUGAGCUCAGGCCCAGGGGCCAUUAAGGUUCCACGUCAGUAUCAACGAAGCCCAACCCACCAACUAUCUGUCAGCUCAACACGCCUACUCCUUCUGGGUGAAAAAACAUUAGACAUUCUAUCUUCCGAAACUAACACUUUUGAUGUUAUUUGACGCACAAUAAUCUCUAUAUAUCGAUUAUGAAUCUGCAUUCCCUGA
Molecule: messenger RNA, 1656 nt
Organism: Alnus glutinosa
Lineage: Eukaryota; Viridiplantae; Streptophyta; Magnoliopsida; Fagales; Betulaceae
Exons: 10
Coding region: 26-1159 (377 amino acids)
Molecular function (GO): nucleotidase activity
Source: RefSeq, a predicted model, not a curated record